Messenger RNA from Talaromyces rugulosus, 3906 nucleotides. RefSeq lists its product as uncharacterized. NCBI's taxonomy places the organism in Eukaryota, Fungi, Ascomycota, Eurotiomycetes, Eurotiales, Trichocomaceae. Gene Ontology annotation, biological process: DNA integration. The record is from RefSeq and is a predicted model, not a curated record. The coding region runs from base 1 to 3906 and encodes 1301 amino acids. Gene Ontology annotation, molecular function: nucleic acid binding. The transcript has a single exon.
AUGGGGGAAGAGCAACUGUUGAUAAUAGAAACAGAACUCCCCAAGCUACUGGGAACCGCGAAGGUGCGGACCCUUAUUGAUAGUGGUGCCCAGGGCAAUUUCGUAAGCCGGGAACUCGCUGAGAAGUUCACCGGGACUACUGGAAAAGCCCCCAGGCUAGUAAAAGCCAUUGACGGGCGAGUUGUCCGAACGUACGGGCAACGCCACACAGAUAUAAGAGUCACGGACUCCGAGGGGCUGACCCGAAUGAGCGGGCACCCCCUUUAUACAGUGGAUAUCGAUGGAUAUGACAUAAUCCUCGGUAUGCCCUGGUUAAAAAAGACAAAUCCCGACAUAGAUUGGGUCGCAGGGCGGUUUAGAUACCGGGACCGUGCGUUGGCCGAAGGGAUAGAGACUAUGUCUCCCCAUGAAGCAUAUGAAAGCCUGGUAGCCGGGUGCGCGGCAUACUGGAUAGACCCCCAAGACGCACCAGAAUUGGGCUUGCGCUUAUAUGCCGCUCGUAUCCCGCAAGGGGCUGACGGGGCGCGCAUCUGGGAAGCACCGUCGGACACAGAGAUGUCUGGAACGGAUGAGCUUCGACUGCCAGAUUAUCUAUCCGACUAUGCGGAUGUAUUCUCAGAGAGAGCUGCCGGUAUGCUGCCCGAACAUGCGGAGCAUGACCAUGCUAUAGACUUAGAACCGGGGACAGCUCCCCCUUACAAACCUAUAUACGGGCUCACGGAAACCGAACGUGAGGUCCUAAAGAACUACCUGAGUAAAGCACAGGAAAAAGGUUGGAUUAAACCAUCCAAAAGCCCAGCAGGAGCCCCUAUCCUUUUCGUACCGAAAAAAGAUGGUGAGCUCCGACUGUGCGUAGACUAUCGGGGACUUAAUGCAAUCACGGUAAAGAACCGUUACCCAAUUCCCCUGGUCCGAGAGACGUUGGACCGCUUUGCUGGCGCGAAGUAUUUUACCAAGCUGGAUCUGAAAGAUGCAUACCAUCGUAUCAGAAUCCGAACGGGGGACGAGUGGAAGACCGCUUUCCGAACCCGUUAUGGCCACUUCGAAUACCAGGUGAUGCCAUUCGGCCUUGCAAAUGCACCGGCCACAUUCCAGGCAUAUGUCAAUAAGGCAAUGUCGAACCUAUUGGACACCUGUGUGGUAGUAUAUCUAGACGAUAUAGUCAUAUAUUCAGCCGACCUGCAGGUACAUGAAGCCCAGGUGCGGGAAGUUAUGAGCCGAUUGAGAAGCCAUAGCUUAUACUGCAAGCGAAGCAAGUGUAGCUUCGGAGUGGACACCAUAGAAUAUCUUGGGUUCAUUAUAAGCCCACAAGGAAUAACGAUGGACCCGGACCGGGUUCGUACCAUCGCAGAAUGGCCCGAACCGCGGACGGUUAAGGAGGUCCAGUCGUUCUUGGGGUUUGCAAAUUUCUACCGUAAUUUCAUACAUCAGUUCUCGCGCAUGUCAGCGCCGCUAUCCGAGGUGACCAAGGGUCCUGCGGGGAGAACAAAGCGCAAUAGCCGAAAGGGCAGCGCCAUCCAAGGAUUUAAUAUAACCUCGGAAGCCAGAGAAUCCUUCUUGAGCUUGAAGCAAGCGUUCCAGUGCGAACCUGUGCUAAGACAUUAUGACCCAGCGCUCCCGAUUCGCAUAGAAACAGAUGCUUCGGGCGGAGCCCUAGGAGCGGUAAUCACUCAGCUGUUUGAGGAUUCCCAAUGGCAUCCGAUAGCCUUCUGGUCCCGGAAGCUCAAGGGACCAGAGGUGCGCUAUGAAGUGCAUGAUUCGGAACUUCUAGCGGUAGUAGAAGCUUUCAAGCACUGGCGGCAAUACCUAGAAGGUAGCCGACAUACAAUUAGGGUCCUGACAGAUCACAGUAACCUGCGGUACUUCGCUACCACUAAGGAACUCAGCAGGCGUCAGGCCCGAUGGGCAGAAUAUCUAUCGGCAUUUGAUUUUAAUAUAGAAUACCGCCCGGGUUCAAAGAACCCCGCAGAUGCGCCAAGUCGUCGUCCGGACUAUAUGGACAGUGUUGAAGAAGACACAACGACGCUCCCGACCCUGCAGGAAAAGCUGCGAAGGGGUUACUUUGGGAAACAAGAACAAAACCUAAUCUCCCCACAUAACCAAGAAUUAUCUGCGAAUGUGCUGGCGCAAGUACGGAAGGCUCAGGGGACGUCUUUUACCGUCGACGAAGAAAAUGCCCGCAGGCCCGAAGAGGGGAAUGCCCCUGCGGAUGAGAACACCACCGCUGGCGAUACAGGGGGUCUAGAACUCCUGGUGCCACGGUCCCUAGCGACCGAAGCUAUGAGGACUGAGACGGCCUAUUCAGAAAUGAAACCCGACAUGGAGAGUCUCCUUCGAACAUGCCAACAAGGGGACGCCUUUGUAUGGAAGAAGUCGAAAGAACUCCGUGCGGGACAGGCCGAGGGUUCGGUAUGGAGUAUCGGGGAGCGUGAUCUUCUCCGGUACAAGGGGGCCGCAUAUGUGCCACCCGAUAAGGCCUUGCAGUCGGAAAUCAUGAAGAAUAACCAUGACGAUGCGCAGGGAGGCCAUUUCGGAAAAGCCCGCACUGUAGCGGCUAUCCGUCGGAAAUACUAUUGGCCGGCAUUAGAAGCCGACGUAGACUACUACAUCCGAACCUGUUCUACCUGCCAACGGGUCAAGGUACACAGGCACCGGCAGUAUGGGCUACUCAAGCCGUUGCCAGUUCCAUCGGAACCGUUUGAAACGGUAACCAUGGACUUUAUAACAGGAUUGCCACCUGCGGGAUGGCAGGGAGCGACGGUUGACGCUAUACUGGUCAUCGUCGACCCAUUCUCAAAAUACACUAUCUACUUGCCGACGCAGAAAGCGUUAUCGGCCGAAGGACUAGCGAAGCUACUCCUAGAGAACCUAGUGCAGUGGAUUACCUUCCCGCAGUAUAUCGUCUCAGAUCGGGAUAAGCUGUUCACCAGCGAAUUCUGGCAAACCAUGUGCUUCUACCUGGGGAUAACCCGGAAACUGUCGACGACAGCCCAUCCACAAACGGAUGGACAGACGGAGCGCCAGAAUCAGACGGUGGAACACUUCCUCCGAUGCUACGCGAACUAUGAGCAGACGGACUGGCCACGGUGGAUCCCACUGGCGCAGAAUGUGUACAACAACAGUCGGCAUAGUGUCACAGGGCAAUCUCCAAUGGAAACCCUCAUGGGAUUCCAGGGAGACCUGAGAAUAGAUGUUCCCAAGGACGCUCCCUCAAGUCCGAAGGAUUGGGAGCCACGUGCCAUAAACCGGAUAGAAGAGCUCCGUACCAAACGGGCAAACAUUCGGGAACGCUUGGAAGAAGCUAAGGAAGCACAAGCGAAGUACUAUAACCGGGGAAAGAUUCAUCGGGAAUUCAAAAUCGGAGAACAAGUCAUGCUUCGGGCAAAGAAUAUAGCUUCGCUCCGAUAUAAUGAAAAACUAGCCGAUAGAUAUCUAGGCCCAUUCCGAAUAGUAGAUACAUGGGGGUCAAACGCAUACAAACUUGACCUUACUCCAAGAUAUAGAGGAAUCCGUCCAGUUUUCCAUGUCUCUCUACUGGAGCCGCACUACACCAACGCUGGGAACCAUACUUCUCCAGGACCGGUACUAGUAGAUGGCGAACCUGAGUAUACUAUUCAAGGAAUAGUUCGGGACCGGAAGAGAGGCAGGGGAACGGAAUAUAUGGUCCAAUGGAAAGGGUGGCCGAUUGAGGAAGCCACCUGGGAACCAGAAGAAACUGUCGGAGAAACCGAAGCCCUUGACGUCUAUCUGCAAAAGAAAGCCGAAGGGCAAACUACGUUGGAACUACGCCAGCGAACUAAAGGGAAGAGGAACGAAAGGGACUUUCCAUUGAGGGCCCGAAGGCCGCGCAUGCUGCGCAAAAAAGACAAAGAACAAAACGAACCCGAACCACCCAGGGGUAUCUAA